AUGUGCCAAGGUAUACAGCAAAUAUACGCCGAGUGUGGUCACGAGCACAACAUCGAAGUCACAGAACCCUGCACCCGCUUCUCGAACCACCCCUCCCUCAAGCUCUGCACUUUCCAAACCAUCUACACCAAAGCCAUUUCGGAACCGGUGCGCUGCACCCCAUGCUCCCGCCGCGUCGAGCGCAACAUCAUCAAGGAAUACGAGAUCCAGAACGCGCAGUAUGAGACGCAGGUGCAGUUGCUGACGCGGGAGUUGCGGGCAGAGAUGGAUGCUGAUAGGAGGAGAGAGAUGAGGGGGAAGAUCAGUGACUUGGUGGAAGAGUUGGGGGAUUCGAAGGAUAGGAGGAAUGAGGAGAUUGCGGAAGUUCGGUUCCGGCACGGUGGAAGGGCGUCGUGUUGA
This is a messenger RNA of Letharia columbiana, 399 nucleotides long. RefSeq lists its product as uncharacterized. Lineage: Eukaryota; Fungi; Ascomycota; Lecanoromycetes; Lecanorales; Parmeliaceae. The record is from RefSeq and is a predicted model, not a curated record. Bases 1 to 399 code for a protein of 132 amino acids. The transcript has a single exon.